AUGGACCUCCGAGAAGAUUGCCCGGCGCUGCAAGACUCGCGCACUGUAUUGAACAGCUCAGAGUUGGAAUCAAAUGUUGGCACUGACCCGAAGACUGUCUUGUAUACACUUAGACGGACAACCUGUGACGAAGGCCUUCGACAUGAAGGGAGCAUCCACAUGGCACAAGGACGCAUCUUUGGCUCAUUAGAAACUAGAGGUGCUUAUAUCGUUAACUCCAUGGACGUCGUGCGUGGAGAUCUUUCAACAUCGCACCCUAAAGCGGGUCAGAUAUUGAGACGAACCUUAGCUCAACAAGCAUUACAGCGGUGGGAUGUAAGUUGCACAAAAUAUAAUGAUACAUUAAGGUCCUAGGCUAAAAUAAUUCUUGCAGCAAAGCCCACCUCCCCCAAGUAUUCCGGGAGCAAAGGAAGAACGAGCGUUCGUGAAGAGUUACGAGGAUAUGGUUAGAAGCCUCCAGCACGUACCUGAAGAAGAGGUCGAAAACUACUUCGCUUAUAUAGAGCAUCGUCUACGCUCGGCAACCUCAAAUGAUGGUGGAAAAACCCUUGGUCCGGUAAGUCUCAGGUGCGCCACCCAGGAUAUAGUAACAGCACUGAUUGGAAUACCUACAGCUCUUAUCUGAACUGUUUCCUAGUCAAGAACGCUAUCCGAAGAUGGAAAAUCUUGCAGUAAGUUCUACCAGACCUGUAGAUAUUCAAAUUAAUGCAGACUGACAUGAACAAAUUUAAGUUACGGGAUGCACAAGCUCUUGAUCCUGAAAGAUAUGGCAAGCUCAGAACCAAAUUUAGCAUCAAGGUGGACAAUUCACAAAAUGAGGCGUGGAAGAAUCAAGUCCCAAGAGUCAACGACAUGAAUGCAAAUAGUAUUAAACCCCCGGGGCGCUGCACUCUUAGAUGGUGAUAAUGGUUCUAAAACUUCUGUUAUCGAUCAUGUGCUUAGGAUCAUAGAAUCAGGAGGACAACUUCCGAGCAAAAGAAAGAGACCUUUAGAGGGCGUAGAAGAUGCGCAGACUCUCAAUACUGAAAUAAAUGACAAACUAACCGGCAGCUCUACUAUCUACGGGAACACAAUUAAAGAUAAGAUAUUCGAGUCUGCGGAAACAGCAACGAAGGAAAACGAAGUGGAAAAAAGCGUCGUGGCGACAACGGACAAUAUAGGACCGUUCCGAUUCCUAAGUGGUAUGAAUAUAUUUGGAAGGAAGAGCAAUUAUAGCUGGAUCCCUAGAGGAUAUGGUUGUGGGAAAGACAAAUUUGGCAAAGCUAAUCGCAAUACACAAAUUUCUGACACUCCCAGUACUGGUCCUACCACUUCGAUCCCAGAUUUUACAACACCAUUUACAUUGUUUGGUGGUCCCAUGAAGAGAAGAAAACUCUCGGAUGAUGUGAAAGAUGAGGCAUUAGACGAAUCUUCCAAAACAUUGGGGACAUAA
Molecule: messenger RNA, 1432 nt
Organism: Sclerotinia trifoliorum
Lineage: Eukaryota; Fungi; Ascomycota; Leotiomycetes; Helotiales; Sclerotiniaceae
Source: the annotation of a GenBank genome assembly